AUGUACAAACCUCCUUGUGCACAUGCCUGCCGCGCAUCAAUCACAAACCCUUUGAAUUGCUCUACGAGCUCAGAUGAGCGCAUGGGUAUUACAUGGAAGGUCGAGAAGUCCCCGGAGCCAGAAUGCUAUGCGACGAACGAUGCUUUCUUGCAGACCCUCGCGUACUGCAUGUACUCCCAUUGCCAGAUGGUGCCUAACUCUACACUGCAAAGAUACUGGGAGAUGAAUGUGGCUGGUAGUGAAAAAGACCAGCCACUGCCCAAAGAGGCUUAUCAACAGGCACUGCAAAGUAUCGGUUUCAAACCUACCAUCACGACAAACGUAUCCACGGUAUUGAGGUCAGCCUCACUCGUGUCAGAAGAGCUUUACGAUCUUAAUUGGCGCACACUUACGGUCUUCGAGAAAGCAGAAGCAACACAUGAGAGAUAUGGAUUGGUCCUUCUUUUAACUGGCGCAAUUAUCCCAAUUGGGCUCUCAUUUGCUCGCUUCAUUCCCGUUCCCACUAGAUUGCAGACGAGUUUCGAGGCAUACGUGGUUACCCCUCCGCUCAUUGGCCACCGACACAAAGUCCCCUUAUUCAACACGUUCAAUAUGCCAACUAGAGGACAAGCGCUGUUUAUCGCCUAUCUCAUAAUUAUCAACGUGGUUCUAUGCGCGUCAGGCUUCAACUCAGCUGACCCCAGUGCGUGGUACACUUCCAACCGUGUUGAGAUCCUCACAUACGUUAGUAACCGCGCUGGGAUUCUGAGCUUUGCAAACAUUCCACUGCUGGUUCUCUAUUCUAGUCGUAACAAUAUCCUACUCUGGCUAACCAACUGGUCUCACUCAACCUUCUUGCUACUACACCGCUGGAUUGCUGUGAUUUGCGUUAUCGAAGCCUGCCUCCACUCCGCCAUAUACUUGCAAAUAUACAGUGCACAAGGUGAACACUCUAGCGAAAGCAAGCUCGCAUAUUGGUACUGGGGUAUUAUCGCAACGCUAGCGAUGGUCAUCAUCAUUCCAGGGUCAAUGUUGCAAGUACGCCAGCGAUUCUAUGAGUUCUUUCUUGCCUGGCACGUGAUAUUCUUCCUGUUAGCGAUGGUCGGAUGUUGUCUACACAUCUACUAUCGGUACAACUUUCAAUGGGGGUAUGAGAACUGGAUAUACAUCGCAUUGGCAGUCUGGGGAUUUGAGCGAGGAAUGCGCAUUCUGCGGUUUGCUAGACAUGGGAUCCGCACUGCACACGUUGCCAUCGUGGAUGAUGAAUACAUUAAGUUGGAGAUUCCAGGAAUCGCGGCUGAGGGUGAUGUGUAUCUGUACUUCCCGACCUUGACGUGGCGAGUCUGGGAGAAUCAUCCUUUCUCGGUAAUGACGGAUAUCUCUUGCGACGGCGAUACGGGGUCGUCCAGUACGAUAAUCGCAACCGAUAAGGGCAGACUACCUGUAUCUUGGACUGAGAAGGGAGAGAAUAUGGACAAGAUGUCUCUUACCGAGAUAUCUAAUACACCAUGCCAACGAGGGUUGGUGUUUUAUAUUCGAACUCAAUCGGGCAUCACCAAAUAUCUCCGCGGCACCAAAUCGAAGUUUCCAGUUCUUGUUGAGUCCUCGUACCAUCCAGUGGCCCUUUCAAGGUCGAAUGCCUCGGAUAUGACCAAUAUUAUUGCGAUCGCGGGUGGUGUUGGGGUAACAGCGUUAGCGCCCAUAUUGAUGCGCCACGAGGGGUGGCAUAGGUUGUUCUGGGCAGUACGCAGUAAGCCCUUGGUUGAUUCUGUGGUAGUGUCGCUUGGUGCAGAGCGAUUCGAUCGACUAAACGCCGUGACAUUCCAGAACAGUCGUAUGGAUAUUUCUCGCAUUCUCCGGGAGGAAGUCUCUAAGUGUGCGGGAACAGAGGUCGCCGUGAUUGUCAGUGGUCCCUCAAGGAUGGCGGACGAGGUACGACUCGUUGUAGCGAGGCUGAUGAGAGAGAAUCCAGCAGUAAAAUUGACACUAUUAGAGGAGUCUUUUAGUUGGUAG
Messenger RNA from Aspergillus caelatus, 1992 nucleotides. Its product is annotated as putative ferric-chelate reductase (Fre2). The coding region runs from base 1 to 1992 and encodes 663 amino acids. The record is from RefSeq and is a predicted model, not a curated record. NCBI's taxonomy places the organism in Eukaryota, Fungi, Ascomycota, Eurotiomycetes, Eurotiales, Aspergillaceae. The transcript has 2 exons. Gene Ontology annotation, biological process: intracellular iron ion homeostasis; copper ion import; iron ion transport. Gene Ontology annotation, cellular component: plasma membrane. Gene Ontology annotation, molecular function: ferric-chelate reductase activity.